UGUGGUGUGUGACUUACUAGAUUUGCUUGUGUUAAUCAAAGUAUUGAUGACAUAGGUUUUUAUAAUAAGGUUGUCUUUUACAAUGGAGUACGUGGAAGCAGUGCUAACAAGCAUUGGGCUAUUGAAGGAUAUGUGGCCCUCCAUUUCUAAGUGCUUCAACUAUCACAAAAUUCUUGAUAAGAAUUGCAGAACUCUCAAAGAGAAAAUGGAGAGAUUGAAGAGUCGUGAACAAGAUGUCAAAAUUGAAUUACAAAAUGCACAAUAUCAGCGAAAGAAAGAAAAAAAAGAAGUUGAAAAUUGGUUGAAAGAAGUGCAAAAUAUGAAAGAUGAUCUGGAAAGGAUGGAACAAGAAGUUGGAAAAGGAAGAAUUUUCUCAAGAUUGGGGUUUCUAAGGCAGUCUGAAGAGCAUAUAGAAAAAGUAGAUGAGCUACUUGAACGCGGUAGAUUUCCUGAAGGGAUUUUGAUUGAUGUACUUCGAGAUGAAGGAAGGGCAUUGUUAACAACACAACUAAUAGGUGAAACUACAACCAAAAGAAAUUUAGAGAAGAUCUGGACAUGCUUAGAGAAAGGUGAAAUCCAAAGCAUUGGAGUUUGGGGAAUGGGGGGGAUCGGCAAAACAACUAUUGUUACUCAUAUUCACAAUCUCCUCUUGGAAAAAAAGGAUACUUUCGGCCUUGUCUAUUGGGUGACUGUAUCAAAAGAUUCAAGUGUUCGCAAGUUACAAGAUGUCAUUGCUGAGAAAAUAAAUUUAGAUUUAUCAAAAGAAGAAGAUGAAAGGUUAAGAUCUGCUUUAUUAUUUGAAGCAUUGCAGAAAGAAAAGAAAUUUGUGCUUAUAUUUGAUGAUGUGUGGGAGGUUUAUCCACCACGGGAGGUUGGAAUUCCAAUUGGAGUUGAUAGAGGAAAACUCAUAAUAACCACCAGAUCAAGAGAAGUGUGCCUAAAAAUGGGGUGCAAGGAAAUCAUCAAAGUGGAACCUCUUUAUGAGGAAGAAGCGUGGGAGCUUUUCAACAAAACACUUGAGCGGUACAAUGCACUUAGCCAAAAAGAAGAAAAAAUAGCCAAGGACAUUGUCAGGGAAUGUGCAGGUUUACCUCUUGCCAUCGUCACAACAGCUAGAAGUAUGAGUGUUGCAUAUGACAUUGCUGAAUGGAGGAAUGCAUUGAAUGAAUUGAGGGAACAUGUUAAAGGGCACACAAUUAACAUGGAAAAUGAUGUAUUUAAAAUAUUGGAAUUCAGCUACAAUCGCUUGAAUGAUGAAAAACUUCAAGAAUGUUUGUUGUACUGUGCAUUGUUUCCCGAAGAUUAUAAGAUUAGAAGGGUGUUGUUGAUCAGAUAUUGGAUUGCUGAGGGGCUUAUAGAAGAAAUGGGAAGUAGGCAAGCAGAGCGUGAUAGAGGGCAUGCUAUACUGAAUAAACUUGAAAAUGUGUGUUUGUUGGAAAAAUGUGAGAAUGGAAAAUGUGUAAAGAUGCAUGAUGUGAUCAGGGACAUGGCUAUCAAUAUAACAAGAAAGAAUUCUCGAUUCAUGGUGAAAACUAGAAGAAAUCUGGAAGAUCUGCCAAACGAGAUAGAGUGGUCAAAUAAUGUAGAAAGAGUUUCACUAAUGGAUAGCCAUCUUUCAACUUUGAUGUUUGUACCAAAUUGCCCUAAGCUUUCCACAUUGUUUCUUCAAAAACCCAAGUUUUCUUAUCCACCUAAAGGUCUACAUGAAGGUCUUCCAAAUUCCUUCUUUGUGCACAUGCUGAGCCUUAGAGUUCUGGACCUGUCAUGCACAAACAUUGCAUUGCUACCAGAUUCUAUCUAUGACAUGGUGAAUCUUCGAGCUCUAAUUCUUUGUGAAUGUCGAGAAUUAAAGCAAGUAGGUUCAUUAGCAAAGCUUAAGGAAUUGAGAGAGUUGGAUCUCAGUUGGAAUGAAAUGGAAACAAUACCUAAUGGGAUAGAGGAAUUGGUCCUCCUCAAACAUUUCAGUUGGAUCUCAUACCAUUCACGCCAGACAAUACUUCCCAAUCCUCUUUCCAAACUUCUUCCCAAUCUUCUUCAACUACAGUGUCUAAGACAUGAUGGUGAGAAAUUUCUGGAUGUAGGAGUGGAGGAGUUGAGUGGGUUGAGAAAGUUGGAGGUCCUUGAUGUCAAUUUCUCCAGCCUACACAAUUUCAAUAGCUACAUGAAGACACAACACUACCGGAGACUUACUCACUAUCGUGUUCGAUUAAGUGGAAGGGAAUAUUCUAGGCUUCUAGGGUCGCAAAGAAAUCGACAUGGUUUUUGUAAAGAAGUAGAAGUGUGGGAAUGUAAGCUGACAGAAGGAGGGAAAGACAAUGAUGACUACCAACUUGUGCUCCCUACCAAUGUCCAGUUUUUGCAGAUAUAUACAUGUAAUGAUCCCACUAGCCUAUUGGAUGUUUCUCCAUCUCUCAAGAUUGCCACCGAUUUAAAAGCAUGUUUGAUAUCAAAAUGCGAGGGGAUAAAAUACUUGUGGUGGGUAGAGGACUGCAUUGACUCAUUAAACUCAUUGUUUCUUGAUUUAUUGCCAAACUUAAGGGUUCUCUUCAAGUUGAAACCAACAGACAAUGUACGUUGUUCCAGUCUCAAGCACUUGUACGUGAGUAAAUGCCACAAUCUAAAGCACUUGCUCACGCUUGAGUUAGUGAAGAACCACCUCCAAAACCUUCAAAACAUCUAUGUCCGUAGUUGCAGUCAAAUGGAGGAUAUAAUAGUAGGAGUAGAAGAAGAAGAUAUAAAUGAAAAGAAUAAUCCCAUUCUCUGUUUUCCCAACUUUCGAUGUUUGGAGUUGGUUGAUCUACCAAAACUAAAGGGCAUAUGGAAGGGAACAAUGACUUGUGAUUCCCUUCAACACCUUUUAGUAUUGAAAUGUCGAAAUCUUAAAAGGCUCCCUUUUGCGGUUUCGGUGCACAUAAACGAUGGUAAUGGCCAAAGAAGAGCUUCAACACCACCCCUCAAGCAAAUCGGAGGAGACAAAGAAUGGUGGGAUGGGGUGGAAUGGGACACACAUCCUCAUGCCAAAUCUGUUUUUCAACCCCUAUUUGUACAAGGAAAAGGUUUCAGAUGGCUAAAAAACAAUUGGGUCACAAGUCGUUGGAGAGAGACUGUGGACAAUAUAUUUGAAGAAGUGUAA
Messenger RNA from Vitis vinifera (wine grape), 3133 nucleotides. RefSeq names its product probable disease resistance protein At4g27220. The coding region runs from base 83 to 3133 and encodes 1016 amino acids. The transcript has 2 exons. Lineage: Eukaryota; Viridiplantae; Streptophyta; Magnoliopsida; Vitales; Vitaceae. Gene Ontology annotation, molecular function: protein binding; ADP binding. The record is from RefSeq and is a predicted model, not a curated record.